AUGGCUCCCACGAACCUGCCAACCAUGGCGGCGCCACAGGCGCAGAAGACCAUGUCUUCUCGCUUGAUGACGAUGAAGUUCAUGCAGAGAGCUGCUGCUACUGCUGCUACUGCGUCACCAACCGAUAAGCCCAGCACCCCGAAGACAGAGGACGAGGGUCCCUCAAAGCGCCGGAAGCAUUCUCAUGCAUCGAAAACGAGCACACCCAACCCGGAGGCCGACCAGGCAUUGUUUGAUCAAAAGGCCAUCCAGGCUGCGCUGGAGGAAGAAGAGAAGAAGCGACAAGCUGCCAUUGAAAAGCGUGCUGCAGAGCUUGGUGACUCCCACUGGGUCUUGCCCGGGGCUUCCGUCGCCCCCAAGGCCGGGGCUCGCCCGGUGCUGAAUGUUGUUCAAGUUGGAUUUGCGCAGAUUGACUACUCAGGCAAUGCGAGUGAUGACGAUGACGCUCCCGCCGCUGUUCCCACCACCGCCCGCUUCCGCCAAUUCAACAUGAAGAAAAAGGCAUGUUUUGACAGUGAUAGCUCAGGCUCAGACUCCGACGACGACCGCUCUGAGGGUGAAGCAUCUUCCGACUCCAACAAGCAGGCAGACCGAGGCCAACAGAAGGGUGCCAAUCCCAGGGGGCAGAAGCGGGCAAGGCCGGGAUCCUCGUUCUCUGACAAGAGAAGCGAGGAGCGCAAGAAGGCCGCACAGUUUGCGCAAGGCCGACGGAAGAGGGAGGUCAAUCCCAACCGUCCUGCCACGAUAUCUGGAUCGGGUGGCCAGCCACAAGGCUUUCAGCGGCAGGCUUUCACCGGGGCCUGCCACACAUGUGGACAAAACGGUCAUCGAGCUGCUGACUGCCCCCGCAAGUCGCGGAAGUAG
Molecule: messenger RNA, 864 nt
Organism: Neurospora tetraspora
Lineage: Eukaryota; Fungi; Ascomycota; Sordariomycetes; Sordariales; Sordariaceae
Exons: 2
Coding region: 1-864 (287 amino acids)
Molecular function (GO): nucleic acid binding; zinc ion binding
Source: RefSeq, a predicted model, not a curated record